AUGGUGGGAGACUUAAAAACGAAGGUUCCAAUGGCAUUCAGAAUGAAACUAACAACAUCUCUGGAAAAACCAGCUGCUGAUAUGACCCUUUAUCGUCAGAUGAUAGGAUCAUUAAAGUAUUUAACAGCUAGUCGACCAGACAUUAUGUUUUCCAUUUGUUAUUGUGUUGGGUUCCAAGCGAAUCCUCGUGAACCCCAUAUUGUAGCUGUCAAGAACAUUUUUAGGUACUUAAAACGAACCUCCUCAUUAGGCAUAUGGUAUCCAUCAAGCUUAGCUUUCUUCGUACAAGCAUUUUCAGAUGCUGAUCUGGCAGGGUGCAGCCUGGAUAGAAAGUGUACAACAGGAGGAUGCCAAUUUUUAGAUGGCAAGCUCGUGAGUUGGCAAUCGAAAAAGAAAACUUGCGUAUCCCUUUCAACUGCUGAAACAGAGUACAUAGCUGCAACCUCAAGCACCUCACAAGUCAUUUGGAUUCAAAGCCAACUUCGUGACUAUGGCAUUAACAUGAAGUGA
Messenger RNA from Lactuca sativa (garden lettuce), 510 nucleotides. The record is from RefSeq and is a predicted model, not a curated record. NCBI's taxonomy places the organism in Eukaryota, Viridiplantae, Streptophyta, Magnoliopsida, Asterales, Asteraceae.